This is a messenger RNA of Sitodiplosis mosellana (orange wheat blossom midge), 3834 nucleotides long. It is a transcript of the gene Rala, whose product is annotated as ras-related protein Ral-a. The record is from RefSeq and is a predicted model, not a curated record. The transcript is spliced from 5 exons. Gene Ontology annotation, molecular function: GTP binding; GDP binding; GTPase activity. NCBI's taxonomy places the organism in Eukaryota, Metazoa, Arthropoda, Insecta, Diptera, Cecidomyiidae. Gene Ontology annotation, biological process: Ras protein signal transduction. The coding region runs from base 389 to 997 and encodes 202 amino acids. Gene Ontology annotation, cellular component: plasma membrane.
AGUGUAAAUUCAGUGGCGUACGCGUUCAGUUUGUCUUUUAUACUGGAAGAGCGGUAGUGCGCAUUCGCCCCAGAUUUUAUUUCAAUCAUUUUUAUAUAUAAACAUUUCAUUUGAAAUAAGUAGAGGCGCACAGUGGUUUCGGAAAGUUCUCUUUGAUUUGACAUUUGUGUGUAUGUGUUCAGUGCAUUCCUCGAAGAAAAACUUGUUUUUAUUAGAAAGCCAAUUGAUUACUUGGUGAUAUCGUUGACACAAAUUAAGUUUGGUAAAUUUUAUUUAAAAACCAAUUGGUAAUUCAACGACAGGAAGACUGUUUUCUGGAACAUAAUCAUUUCCUAUAAUUUAACACUUCUUUUUCGCGGGGAACUAAGAAACCAAAAUCAGAGUGAACAUGUCGAAAAAACCAGCCGCUGGACCUGCGCUUCACAAAGUCAUCAUGGUUGGUAGUGGAGGUGUUGGAAAAUCGGCCUUGACCCUUCAAUUCAUGUAUGACGAAUUCGUUGAGGACUACGAACCAACAAAGGCCGACAGCUAUCGUAAAAAGGUCGUUUUAGACGGUGAAGAGGUACAAAUUGAUAUCCUCGAUACAGCUGGACAAGAAGAUUACGCUGCCAUACGCGAUAACUACUUUCGAAGCGGUGAAGGUUUCCUUUGCGUUUUCUCUAUAACAGAUGAUGAAAGUUUUCAAUCAACAUUAGAGUUUCGGGAGCAAAUUUUACGAGUGAAGAACGAUGAAAGCAUACCGUUUCUGUUAGUGGGCAACAAAUGUGAUCUAAAUGACAAGCGAAAAGUACCUUUAGCUGAAUGUCAGGAGCGGUCAUCGUUAUGGGGUGUUCCAUAUGUUGAAACCUCUGCGAAAACCAGAGAAAAUGUCGACAAGGUAUGUGAUUCAACAACACAUUACAGCUAUUCAGAUGUUGAGAAAUGCACGCACUGCACAAUAAUUUCUCGCACGUAUACCAAUUACAUUUUUAAAAUGACUGUUUGCGUACAGUUUUAAAAAGCUUAAAACACUUUGAUUUCCAACAAAUUUGUUUGCCCCUUUAUAAUAUUGUGAACAUUAAAAUGCUUUCGCUUUGUUAUGUUAUGUUAUCUAAAUUGUUUCCUGUAUUGUUUCGCAAUGCUGGUUUCUCCUCAGUUUCAUUUGUCCAAUAAGAAUCUAUAUCGCUCUUGACUUGCGUAGGUCAUUCUAAACUCAGUUUUGAAACCUUGCUUGGAAUUAGAUUACAACUUGUAGAAAUAUUCAGUUCCCAUGCUAUAAUCCCAUGCUAUAAUUAGAGCACAUUUAAUUAAUAUAACAGAAUUUUUUCUUCAAACCAAAUUGCUCAAAUUAAAUUGAUGCAUUGUCCAACAAUAUUAUAUCAUUUAACUUGAAUUUGUGUGAUCAUAGGUAUUUUUCGAUCUAAUGCGUGAUAUUCGAUCGCGUAAAACGGAGGACUCAAAAACAACAAACGGAAGAGCCAAAGAUAAAAGCAAACGGCGGAGACUUAAAUGCACGCUACUCUAAUUCCAUUUUGCAUAGGUGCUUAAAAAGUUAUUCAUUAAAACACAUAAACUAGUUUUCUUUUUCGCUUUCUGUUCUUUCUUUCUUUCUUUCUUUUCAACCAACCAUCAUGCUUUACUUUAAUCAGUCUGUUAUUCGUACCAGUUCUUUUGUUACUUGUUCCUAGUCAUUAGAAUUUGUGUUUUCAUUGUUAUGUUUUGCGUGAUAAGAAUGCACUUGAUUUCAUUUUUGUGACGUUAUGAUUUAAAUUUGGUUUGUAUUUUUUUCCGCUUGUUUUUCUUGUUUCAAAACCAACGAGUGAUUUGGAAACUUAAGUUUAAAUUUGGAUUCUUUUUUCGUUUAAAAAUUUUAUUUUUCAAAUUAUUCCAUUAUUGUUUUUUCACCAAAAAAAUACACCUAGGAACAACACUAUUUUCUAAACAGUUCAAUAAAUCUCAAAAAAUACAUUUCUUAAUCCAUCUAAAUUACUUCUGAAUUUAAAGUGAAAAUAUAUCAAAAAGUAUCUAUUCAUUGAUUGCAGUUUUUUUUCUCAUUUCCUAGAUAUUUUAUGAUCUUAUCAGGGAUAUUUCAACACGUAAGAAUCGUUCGACCGACGUACAACCGACCACAAAAUCCAAAAAAGCCUGCUGUCAUCUACUUUAAAUAAAGGAACGCGAGGAAUAUUUUUUCAACGUAAAACAACAACAGAAAUUAACAAAUUAAAAUAUGUAUCGUCAACAAUGUAUUAUGUUAUUUUAAAAAAAAAACAUGAAGAUUAUCGCUUGACAGCUAGUAGUCAGAAAACAAUAGAAAUGAUUUCAGGUCAACUAUAUUGUUCGGAUGUAACAAAUAAAAAUCGAUGUUUUCAUUUGAAACGAAAAUCUAUUGAUAAUUCCGAUUUCUAAUUUAAAAAUGAAAGUAUUAUAUAAUUUGAACCAAAGUACGAUUCCUUUUGUCUUACUUGAACAACAAUAUGUUUAAAAUAUAUAUCAAGUGGAUAUCCUUAUAGCUCAUUAUUUCUAAAAACAAAAUAUUGCAAUUUUUUGUAAGCAGUGAAAUAUUCGUACGAAUUUUACAUACAAAACAAGCGUUUUUUUGAACAUCAAGAGAAAAAUACAACUCAAAAUUGAUUCCAAUUUCCGCACCUUGCACAAUUCGAGUUUACAAACAAAUCAAGUGUGGAAAACAUGUUCCAAAUGCAAUAUAUAGUUGGAAAUACGCAAUCUUUAUAUCGGUUGACUUUGAAGUAGGGAAUUUUAGAUCCAUUUCCAUAGUAACAAUUGGUCGGAUCUUACAUGAAUAGAUAGUGCUAAAUGCAUGUGAAUGUUAACCCUCUAGUGCAUACAAUCGCCUUUAGACGGGCAACAUUUGAACGUCUGUAUAACGUAAAUCAUACGUCAGAUUACAUUGCUUCAAAAAACAUUUCAAUUUGUACUCUAUGAUUUUGUCUUUUGCACUAUUAGUCAACAUCAAGCGGUUGUCGUAUUAUGAACAAGAAUGUGCGCAAAAACAAAAAUGUGACAAAAUAAAUUAUUCCCUUUCAAAAUGAGAUACAUUUUUGACACUUUUAAACAAUAUGGAUUUAAGUCUAUCGAAUUUCCUGACUAAACUAUGAGGAAUCCAGGAUUAGGAAUAUUUUUUGAUCAUCUAUGGCCAAAAAUCAACCAAGUACUAAUACUCCUGGAAAAAACCGCCCUGGGAAAAAAUUAAUGCCCUAGAGGGUUAAAAUCUACCACAGUUUAUUCUAUGGCAGCUACAAUCCACUGCAAACUCGAAAAAAAACUGAGUUCCUAUCAAAUUAUCUAUUUUCCAAAUAUACUACUUUCCUACAUGAUGCAUAAAACGACAUCUAUUUCCGCGUCGUAUUAUUCAAUUUUGAUACUUAUCAUCACUAUUUUAUUGACAUUUCUUUUUAAAUAUUUACUAACAAUUCAGGUUUGCAAUCACCGUUUUUACAACGCAUAUUAAUAAAUCUUUUUAAUCAAUUAUACAAUUUUUAUGGCAAACUAUAUCGAGUCCAACCAAAAAACAAAACAACAACAGCACACACACACACACAUUUAAUACAGCACAGCUAGGUGACAGAACUUUUCUUACAUACAAAAUGAAUGGGAUAUGUAUAAAAAAUUUAGUUUUUUUGACAUAUCUAUCAAAAUAUCUGUAACGGAGACAGCAGCAUUUUUAUUGGUGUGCAUCAACACAAAUAGACGUAUGAUUGUUUAUUGUUACAAAACUGAAUUUCAGAAGUAACUAAUAGAAAAGAAGAGUAAUUUUAAGUCUUGAAUAUUGUAAACACAUUUCUGUAUAUUAGUUGGAUUGGAUGCAUGGAAAAUAAAGAAUGCGAAAAAGAAGCA